CUAAUCCAAGGUGCCCGCUUCGAGAUUCUCGCGAGAUUUUGUUGCUAGACAUGGACGACGUAUACAAAAUUUGAAUGUUUACGAUUGCGUCUACUGGAUAUUUCUCAUAGUCUGCGUUGUAUUUAUUUACCAUCAUUUUAAGGUGUUCCCUUAAUUAUUGAAGGAAAAAAUGGAUGAUGACUAUGGACAGAUGUUCGGAGGAGAGGAUUUCAUGGGAGACAUCGGCCUGGAAGAUGAAGCCAUUUUGGAUUAUGAUGAUGGAGAUGAUAAUCUGGACCUAGGAUCUGAUGAAGAGGAAGAAAUUGAAUCUUUUGUUGGUGAUAGAGAUUAUGAUGAGAAAACUCUUGAGCCCACCAUAUCCAAACAAGAACAACUUCGAAUGAUUCACUUGAGGAGUCAUUUAAACCAAUUGACAGAAAAAGUGAAGCAUCACCAAUAUCUCACAGAGAAGACAAGAGAAGAGCAGAAGCAAUGUAGAAACCGUAUGUCUCAACUAGAGACUGAAAGAGAUCAGGUCUUCAAAGAAAUUCAAGGAGCAGAAUCCGAUAAAAAUACAUCAGCUCUGUAUAGACUCAGAGCACGACAUGAAAGAGUUUGCCAGGAACUGGAAAAUGAGCACAAACUUGAGAAAAUGAUAGCAGAUCGACUAGAGGAAGAGGAGUAUGAGCUUGCAAAAGUUGAAGUGGAGAGAGGAAAAUUUCUGCUGGCAGAGGAUGACCUGAUUAAGCAGGAACAGCAGCUGGCUAAGGAAAAAACAGACAUGGCCCUGCAGCGACUGCGCAAAGAAGAAAUGAAAGCUAAACGAGCGAUCAGACAGCAUGCCAAGAGACAGAAAGACUAUCAAACUGCUUUGGAGGAUCAGAAGAGAAGACAACAGAUGACUGUAGAUGAUGCAGAAAGAAGUCAUGCAAAGCACAGCAAAUUCCUCAAUCAGACAAUGGAAAAGAUGCAAAAACGACAUGAAGAGGAGAAUGCAAGAUACAAAGAGAACAUGAGAAAAAAGAUGGAAAUGCUUCUGAAAUUAAAAGGAGACAUUACUGCAAACAGGGAGAAUCUGAAAGCCCUACAUGCCAGAGACCAGGCUGCCAACAAAGAGGCCAAACAGAGAGAGGAGGAAGAACGGCAGAGAAUUCUCCAAGAAGGAGGUAACCCAGACGAGAUUCUCCUCAUCCGAAAGAGGAUUGAGGAGUUUGAACGUCAGAAAACUGAGUUUGAAAAUGAGAAGAGGCAAAAACAAGCAACAAUCAUGGAUAAAAUUCUUGUUGAGGAAGACAGACUGAAGAAAAGAAAGAAGCAACAACCUCAUUUGUGGACAGAUCCCAAAUCAGACAAGUCCAAGAUUGUUGGACCCCAGAAAAAGAAACCUCUGAAGAUUUUUCGAGAGCUGACGGAUUCCUCCAUUUUUGAUGAAAUAAUGAAAGAAAACACAUACAUUAUAAAUGGACCAGAGGAGCAGACCACACAGAGAGACGGACAGGAACCUGGUAAAACUGACACCGCCCGUGAGGACAGAAAGAUCUCUCCCCUCCCUGUAGACUCUAGUGAUUCCAGUGAUGCUGAGUUUGAAGAAGAAGAAAAGGUUAAUCUAGCAGUACCUGAGUUUGAGGGAUUAUGGGACCAACACAAGCCUUACAAAGUCCCAAAGGACACAGAAUCCACUCUAAAACUUCCAAAUGGAAGCAAAAUGGAGAAGGAAAUUUUGGAGAAAGUGUUGGAUAAACAUCGUCAAGGAAUCGUUGUCAAACAAGUGGCUGCUGGAAGAGAAUUCCAGGGCUGUCCCUUCUACAGCAAGCCUGAUGUCAUUCACUUUAAGGAUUUUGAAGUAGGAAAGACAUACAAGAAGAAAGUGACCUUGACAAAUGUUUCUUAUACAGUGAAUUAUUGCAAGUACAUAAACAUUACUGAGAUGUUGAAGGACUUCAUAGAGAUCCAAUUUGACCCACCUGGGCAAAUGUCAGCCGGUUUAACAUGUGAAAUGAUGGUGACUUUUAAACCUAUGAUCAAUGAGGAUUUAUUUGGAGAAGUGAAAUUCCUGUCACAGACUGGGCCAUUCGCUAUUCCUCUUCAAUGUACCACAAAGAAAUGUGAUCUAUCAACAGACACAUGCCGUAUAGACUUUGGGACCACAGUGAUUGGAGAGACCUUGAAGAGGACAUUCACCCUGACUAACAAGGGAGCACUGGGGACAAAGUUUGAGUUCUUCAAGGUCACAGGUCAGAAGGAAAGGACAGUGACCACAGCUGCCACUUCUCUUGGAGGUCUGACAACAGCAGAUACAAUUAGGGCAUUUAGUCCUGAUUCUACAUCAGUGGUGGCCAAAAAAGAUGUGACAAAUUCCCUUGAAAAGACAGAUGAGAAAAAGACUACUGAAGAUGCAGACAAGGCCAGCAUGGGAGGGGUGGGGACCUCUGAUGAGCAGAAUGGUACCCAGGCAGCUGGGGAGGGGCUCAGCAUGGCUGGGGAUGGAGAUCAAGGGGAGGAGGAGCAACCCUUACAAGACUCCCCCGAUCUUGCGGUCAGUGAGAUGGAGGAUUAUGGGACACUGGACGGCAUGAAGGUGGGGCUUGUGGCAACCGGAGAGUUGGGACCAUUUUCCUCCACCAAACUGGAAAUUAUAUGGCAGCCCCAUAUUCCAGGGCGAGUGGAUACAGAGUUUUUGAUCACCUUUUCUGAUCCUCUCUCUGACAGUAUCUCCAUUCAAGCCAUUGCUAAUGCCAUUGAUGUCCCUGUGUGGGUGGAGAGACAGACAGUGGACCUGAAGAUCUGUAUGUAUGACAGGCUGUAUCAGGACACCAUCAUUGUAAACAAUAGAGCAACCACUGCCUUGAGGCUGAAGUUUGAAGUAUGCAAAGAGCUGAAGAACCAUUUGGAAUUGCUGCCAAAAACAGGCUACAUUCAGGCUCAGUCAAACUUCUCAGCACAAAUGAAGUUUCUGCCAAGAAAAAGUCUGUUUGAAGAGGCUGGAAAAUAUUUUGACAAAGAGACUGGAGUUCUGGAGGCUCCCAUGAUAAUCAGAGUUGCAGAUCAGACCCAGCCAGUCCCUUUUACUGUCCAAGCUGUGCUGACCACAUCAGACAUGGAGUUUGACACCACUGAUAUAGACUUUGGAUGCUGCACCAUUUAUGAGUCAACUAAGGCUAAAAUCAAGCUAACCAACAAAUCCAUUCUUCCUCAGGAGUUCGGUUUCGUUGGCCACCCAGAGUUUGUUGAGGUACAACCAAAUGAUGGGUUUGGAACCUUAUUGCCUUUAGAAACAAUUGAUCUGGAAGUUAUAUUUAGUCCAAAGAAAGCCAAGGACUACAAGUUUGAAUUGAAUUGCAAAUCCCUCAUAAACAGGGAGUUUAAGAUCCAGUGUAAGGGUGUAGGGGUCCACCCUCCCCUGGAGAUGUCCCAUCAAGUGAUCCACUUCUCAGCCACCUCGCUGUAUGAUGUGUCAACUGCCUACUUUCAUGUCAUCAACUCGCACACAAGUACAAACGAGUUUACCCAUCCCGUGCCACGGAUUGGAAAGGGUGAGAUAGCCCCAGUGGGUCCCACUUCCUUUGAGUUUGUAGUUCCAGAAGGGUCACCCCUUACAAUAUCACCAUCUGUUGGAACUAUAGAGCCUGGCAAGAAAUGUCCUAUCUGGGUGAGAUUUGCACCUGAGUUGAAUGAACUAGACAUAAAAAAGGAAGCAGUGAGAAUGGCAACCAAAGCCCUGGAAGCUCAAGCAGAGAAAGAAUUUGAGGAGAAACUGAAGCGAGAAAGGGAGGAGGCUGACCAAGCACUGCAAAAAGCUGUGGGGAAAGGAAAAGGCAAGGAUGCAAAAUCUCCAACAAAAGGCAAAGGAAAAUCCUCCCCUGCACCCUCUCUGACUGUGUCUGGACCAAGGCCCAUAAGUCCGCCAACUCUUGAAACCAUAACUAAAGACUCCCCUGCUUAUGCUGCUGCUAAGGCCAGUCUUCUGAGGCAAUACAGAGGCAGCUUUAGAACUGUCACGAUUCCCUGCUAUGUUGCCAGUGGAAAAUGUGGAAACCCUGGGGAACUUCCAUACAGUGUCCACAACACCCUGUAUCUGGAGGUGCACUGUCCAGUGGUAAAACCGACACUGGUUGUGAUUUCAGACAAUGGAAAAUCCACCCUGGACUAUGGAGAAGUGUCCCUUGGUCAGAACAUCAUCAAGUCUGUCACCAUACAGAACAUCUCCAACAAAACCGUAGAGUUGACAUCAUCCAUACUAAAUACGGGUGGUCCAUUCCUGAUGUUGAAUGCCCUACGAGUUUUGCCACCAGAUGGGACUCAUACCAUUCUAAUAUCAUAUACUCCAGAAAAAGGAGAAGUGUUCCAUGAGGUGCUGGAGAUAAAGACAGGACACACCUCUCUCCAUAUCACCCUCACUGGUAAGGGGGUCAGCCCAAUGAUUCAGAUCAACAUGCCCAUGCAGGACGGAGUUCUAGAUAUGGGGGCAGUGCUCGCUGGGGAAUACCUGGAAAGGACUUUCAAGCUGCUGAAUUCCUCCUCUCUGUCCAUAGAUUACUGUAUCAAACUGGACAGCCUUUCUUUAGAGAGACAUAACAUAGCUCAGGCUGUUCCUGCAUUUAUACAAGCAAACAAGACCACUAAACUCAGUGUCGGAACACAGAAUAACAAUGGUCAGAAUGUGUUUGAUUUAGUGCCCGCGGAGGGUAGGGUGCCCCCUGGUAGUAGUAUUGACCUCACUGUCACGUUCGCUCCCGACCAUCCGAGUGACCAUUAUUCAGAUGGAGUCCGAAUAGAGCUGUUUGGCAAGGAAGAAACACACAAUUUUAUGAUCAAAGGAAUGGCGAAACCUAGAAUUAUGUUUGUCCAUGGUAUGGAUGAGAGGACCCCUGACAUUGAAUCCCUGGCAGAGGAAACUCCGGCCCCUACUGAGGAUGAAGAUGGUAAAUUGUUACCGACACCCAUCUUGUUCACACUAAGGAGUAUAGCCAAGGAGAAUGAUUUUAUUCCUGCCUCUCGCGACCUGUUUGUGGGCUGUGUAAGAACAAUGGCUGUCAGCCAGAAAAAGGACGGAAAAGGUGCUUCAAAACAUGGCAAUGGUGAAUUCCAGUUUGAUAAUGUACAGCUCAUCACACAAAAAGGAUUUAACAUAGAGCCACAAAAGGGAAUGGUAGAGGCAGGUGGACUUAAACCUGUCACAUUUACAUGGACGCCUCCAGCAGGCCAUGAUCCAAACACUCCAGUGGAGGCCAGUGUUAUGUUGACCUUGAAAGGAGAUGUCACGGAACAAAUUAAGGUCAUGCUACGUGCUUUCGUUGUCUCGGACUAAACAACAUUCUUAAUGUCCAGAUAGUGUGAUACAAAGUAAAUUCCUAUGUGAAACAAUUUAUAUCAAAAACUAUAUAAGUAUGAAACUAAUGUACACAUACAGGUACCUGUACUUUCAAUUGUUUUCUUGGAUUAUUCAGACUUUACUGUGAAUCUGUGAUAGUUGUCUGUUUUUACAAUGCUUGUAAAAUAUAUAAAUUAUUUGCAAAUGUAAA
Molecule: messenger RNA, 5501 nt
Organism: Magallana angulata
Lineage: Eukaryota; Metazoa; Mollusca; Bivalvia; Ostreida; Ostreidae
Product: cilia- and flagella-associated protein 74-like
Exons: 42
Coding region: 170-5287 (1705 amino acids)
Source: RefSeq, a predicted model, not a curated record